CUCCUGCCGUCAGAUUUCGUGGCGCAGGGUGUGCUGUGCCACGGGUCAGCCAGUGAGCGAGCAAGCGGUCGCCGGAGGGUGGAAACGGAAGCAUUGGGUGGUCGGUCGGGGCGCCGCAGACCGCUACCGGAAGUACUGUGCAGGUCGCCCCGUCGCGUUCCAUCGAUUCGAACAGUGAGGGGCUGCUUGAUCUCUUCGCGAGUGAUGUCAAUGCGAGGAAGAAUCGGUCUUCGUAUCAUCUGACGAGAUGACCUUAACAGAUCAGACAACGAAAGCGGCCAAGGGUCCACCGAGAUGGCUAGAGCCGGACCAGGUCCUUCCGGUUCAGGGACGAGUCGGCGAAGACAUCGUCGUCAAACCGAAAUUACGUUGGUCCGACAUUUUCGACGAGCUACGAUUCGAACUAACACGUGGAGAUGUACCCAUGCCGUCCGACCGGUACCGGAUACAAAUGAGAGGCAACGUUGUCCAGCUGACUUUGAAACAAUCACAGAAAGAAGAUACGGGACACUAUGCUUUGGUCGCAACGAGGGUUGGCCAGGGAUUCGACAAGGGAUCCUCGAAGAAGAUACAUCUGAACGUGGACGAGGUGAUUUCGGAAGAAGGAGAGCCACCGGUCUUCCUACGAAGAUUGACGCAUCUUGCGGUUAAAGUUGGCACCAGGACUAGAUUCCUCGUGGAGAUCCGAAGUUCGACCACACCGAAGGUUACUUGGCAUAGAAAUGCGGAUCUGGUGCACGCGGGCUCGAGAUUCUCGUUCGUCCACGAGGGGAACUUCUAUUGCGUCGACGUGGCACCCGUCACGGUGGAGGACGAAGGAGACUGGACCUGCAUGGCAGAGAAUCGUGGAGGCAGAUCCUCUUGCACAUCCCGCCUCACUGUAAUCGUUCCUAAGGCAUAUAAAAGGCCGGAGUUCGUCGAAGAGCUACGGGCUCUCCUCACAGAGACAGGCACGGUGUCCUUGGAGUGCAAAGUGGUCGGCGUGCCCACUCCAGUGCUAAGAUGGUUCAAAGACGACAAGGAAAUCAAGGCUGGCGACGUGUUCGCUUUAACUGCCAACCCCGACGAUCCAACCUCCCUUGGCAUUUAUACCUGCGAGGCAGUCAACUGCAUGGGAAUCGCUUAUUCCUCUUCAAAAGUACAUGUAGUCGGCAAAGGCAGUAGGGAGGGUUCCCUGAAACCAGCGGAUUCGAUGACACCAUCUGGUCCACUUCCUGUUUUCGCGAAGAUCCUGCAGGACGAGUGUUGCAGGAUCGGGGACACUCUCCGGCUUUCCUGUAAAGUCCAAGUACCACCAUGGCCAAAAGCGAUAACGUGGUACAACAAAGAAGGGCGAAUUGAGCCCAGUGAGAAAUACCACGUGAUGGAAGAUGGUCUUGGUGGAUACUUUAUAGAGGUAAACCCUGUAGAAGCCAUGGACGAAGGUGAAUGGAAGUGCGUCGCAACCAGCACCGAAGACAUGAAGCAAUUCACUACAUGCUACGUUGCAAUGUCCAUUCCAAAGAACUACAGGAAGCCUCGGUUCAUGGAAAGCUUGAAAGCUGUCCUAACAGAGGAAGGUUUGGUGUCCUUUGAGUGCAAGGUCGUAGGAUUCCCUACGCCCUUGCUGAGGUGGUUCAAAGACGGCCAGGAACUAAAACCAGGAGACGUUUAUCAAUUAACUGGGACCAACUCCUUGGGUUCCUAUUGUUGUAUCGCGCGAAAUUGUAUGGGAGAAGCGAAGAGCACCGCCGAAUUAACGAUCGAAGAUAUACAGAAUCAACUGAACGAAGAAGAACGCAUGCAGCUCCUUAGCACGGAUCAACCGCCUAUGUUCGUCAAGGGCCUGAGGAGUUGCGAAGCGCGGAUAAACGAAGACUUUCGAUUCACAGUGCAAGUCAGUAUAUCUCCUGAGCCAAGCCUGGCUUGGUAUAGAGACGACAUGCCAGUGGAGGAGAACGAUAAGUAUCAGACUGCCAAGGAAAAUCUUGGCACCUGCCAUCUCGACGUUCGAAAACUCGAAUUUGUCGAUCAGGGUGAAUGGAAGUGCGUGGCUUCGAAUGACAACGGUCAGAGCGUCACUUCUUGUUUUCUGAAACUAAUCAUUCCCAAGCACUACAAGAAGCCGAAGUUCCUCGAGAGCCUACGGGCUAUAUUAUCGGAGGAGGGCGCGGUCAACCUAGAGUGCAAAGUAAUCGGUGUACCUCAGCCGGUUCUCAAAUGGUACAAGGACGGCGUCGAGCUGAAACCAGGAGACAUCCACAGGAUCAUUUCCGGGCAGGACGGCACCUGUUGCUUAGGAACUUACACCUGCGAGGCGACCAACUGCAUGGGAACCGUCAGCAGUUCCGCCUCGCUCCUCGGAUUCGAAGAUAAAUUACCUCGUAAAGAGAUAAAGGAGCCUCUGUCACCGAACGGUCACGAGCUCGCGAGAAACUUGUCCCUCUCGACGAUUCACGAGGAGAGAACCUCACAGUUAUACGACACACCGCAAACCGACCAUUCCGUCACGUUGGAUGAUCGAGGGGAGGUGUCCUUUAGCUUCGACGGCAAGGAAGUCUCAGUUAGUUUGUACGAAACGCCGGAUUUGACCGAGGAGGAGGCUCUACAGAUCGUUGAGAUGUACGCCGAUCAGUUGUCUGAACACGUAACAGAGCACAACGUGAUCGAGUUACCACCAAUGCGAUUCGUAAAGGAGUCUUCAAACUCCGGCAACUUGUUAAUGGAAGCUGUAGUGAUCGACGUGUCUCCUGACUACUUCGUCAGUGCCGAGGACGGCGACGAUCUCCGCACAGAAGCUGAUUUCGAAGACGUCUCCAUCCUAGACGACAUAACACGAGUCCUCUCUUCCCCAGAACAAGAUUCUCGCAGUUCCUUAAAAAGAUCCGCUGGGUACAGUUUGGAGGACGACGACAAACCGCCGACUCGGCCUCCUCGGAAGAAAUCCAGUUCCUCUUCGAAGAGCGAAAAAAGCGAGAAGAGUUUGAAACUCGAGUCUGAGAGCUUCCACAGUGCUCAAAGGGAGGAACCGUUCUCACCUGUUUCCCCGAUAUCGCCAGUAUCUUCUUUGAAACAAGACGACAGCGACACUUUCGCCGAUGUCCUGUCUUCAGCGAGACUGUCAAUUUCGGAGAACCAAAUGAGAUUAGAUGAAAACGGGCGGGAGAGAAAACGGAGCCUAAGCGUCGACAAGACAGCUGGUUCCAGUAUAGACGAUGGAAUCGGCGGCGAUUCCUCGUUCGAUUCCGUCACCGGAGCACCGAAGAAGAAGCGACAUCGUAGGAAGAAGCACAAACGGGAUAAAGGCAGCUCCGAGGAAUCUUCAAUAGGCAGCGAGGUCGAUGGCAAGCGCAGAGAAGGCAGUGCCAAACCAGAACUGGUUCAACGCAUCGAGUCUAUAAGCAAGACUGAGGAACCGUAUGUGGAAGUUGAGAAGAAACAGAGCAGCGAAUCUGAGAAAUCGUUGUCUAAAAGUAACAAGGAAAGAUUGUUGGACAACAUGAAGAGAUUGAAGGAGCCUGUGCUUGUCGUUCGCGACACUCUGGUUAAAAUUGAUAAUCUGGAAACUAAGUUGAAUACCGGGAGUGAAGAUGAAUGCAGGAUGAUUGUAACGGAGAAUAUUAUUAGACCGAUUCAGAGUUUGUGCGAAGAGGUGUCUACUAUUGAAUCUAAAGCUCUGAAAAAUGCUGGCGACAGAUCACUGAACCAAACGGUACGUAUUUCAUUGUUAGAAGCGAUUGGAGGACCAACGGAAGAGCUUCUGCGUGGAAUGGAGUUGAUAGAGCGUCAAGAGAACGUAAAGAACCGCAAAACGGAUUUAAUCGCAAUUCUGGAGAGCCUCACAGACCCGGUCGAUGAAAUUCUGAUGGGAAUUACGAAGAUUGAACAUGAAUUGACUGGCAGGGCGAGGGGAGAGCGACCGAUCGUUCUUAUUCGAAUGACGUCUGCAGUUUUUAAGCUGGAUGAGUGUAUCAGAAACGUUCUGUCAGUUGAUAAAAGAGCUGAAAGACUAGUAGCGAGUUUGGAAAACAUUCUCAGCACUCUAGACUUCUUCUUGAAUGACGUUUCCGUGGAUCCAGCCAAGGGAACGAUAGAGACUGUAGAUACAGUGGUGGUAGAGUCUUUGUCGAAAUCAUUGGAAGACAUGGCUCGAUCACUGAGCCGCUUCUCCUCGACAGAAGUGAAAACCGAAGAUAUUACUAAAAUAAUAGACGAGCUUAUGCUGCCAACGCGAGAGUUGAAAGCAAAGUUGGACACUUUGAAGUCAGCAUUAGAAACUUACGAAUCGAAAGGGAUCUUGUCUGAGCACAGAACAAAGCUGAUCGAGUCUCUGCAAGAUUCUGUAGGAAAAACCAUUGACGAGAUUCGAAGGACGAAAGACAGGAAGACAGUAGAGGAGCAGAAACCUGUAAUUGAAGGAACGAAACAGGAUGUCUUGAAAGAAGUAAGACUAUCUCUUCAAGAAGCGUUGAAGUCCUAUGAAAACAUUGCUGGAUCUCUGGAUCCUCGUUUGUCGACGAUCUUCGAUCGAGUAGACGAGAUUUAUCGAAGAGUGAAAUCUCCUCAGAAGCGAGACAUCGGUAUAGAGUCACUAGUAAGUCUGGAAGGGCCUCUGAACUCUUUACAAUACGCUCUCACUUCGAUCGCCAUCUCUGAGAACUCGGAAACAAUAUUCAAACUUCUGCAACCGGCGAUAUCUCAAUUAAAAUCGACCAUGACUAAUUUAGAAGAGAGUUCGUUGCAACCAACCUUGGAAAUGGUGUCUAACAUCGAGAGAAUCGUUCGCGUGCAAGAACAGGAAGAGACGAUAUCCUCAAGGUCAGGUGAAGAGCCUCAGAAUUUACCAGAGAAGAUCUUGGAUCCUCUGAUCGACGUUCAAUCAGCGUUGAGCACAGCUCUGCAAAGUAUAGAAGACGUGGACUCUGUUACAAACGGGGCAGCGGGUCCUCAGAAAAUAUUAGCCUCUUCAGAAGUAGCUAGCUGCUUGAUAGAGUUGAGGCAGUACGUGUCUGACUCAGCUCACACGGCGAUGACGUUAAAAGAAGAGGAGACACUGAUCAGCCUGGCAGAAUUAAAAGAACCUCUUAUGGAAUUGCAGUCGCUUCUCAUUUCAGAGAACAGGGCGAUUCCGGAGCUUCCGUUGAUACGUAAAGUAGGAGUUCCUGUGGAAAAGCUGAAGGCAGUCGUGUCGAAAGUUUUGACUCACUGCCACUCGCAGGAGAUGAUCACAGUGAUAAAGAGCGUUUCGAAAGUGUUGGAGGAAAUCGAGACACAAUUGCCGAAGACUGUAGCUAAAUUAGUCGAAGCUGAAGAAGCGACGAAACAUUAUUUACAAGGUUUGAACGUGGAUCAAAAUCUCAGCAACGUUCACUUUGCCCUGUCGUCGGCUUUAGAAAGACAUGAAAGAAGUUCUGCUGCUUAUAUGUCGAGUUUGACUAUCUGCGUCGAGGAUUUGCGACAGAGCAUCGGUUCCUCAGCAGUGGCGAUCGCGAACUUGAAGAAUCCAAUCGAUGAUCAGAUCAUAGAACAGAUUUACUUGCUGAAGGAAAGUUUGUUAAGCCUGCAGAGGUCCCUGUUGACACAAGAACACGAGCCCGAGGAAGAGCAAUUGUUGAAAGAUCUUCUAAAACCAAUAGAAAAGAUGAAAGGUGUUGUCCAGAAUAUUGUCGACAGUAACGCAAGAACGGACGUGAUCCUUCCAGUUUUAGAGCUUCUCGAAGAGAUAGAAAAGGACACGCCAUUGAUCGCGAAGGAGGCAUCGAAAAAGCGAGCUCAGAGGGAAGCAGAAAAGUUAAUGCCAAAGGAAGAACCGAAACAAGAAAAAGCUCCUACGUUUAUUUUAGCUGAUAGAAUCAGUCGUUCUUUAGAUCCCAUGAAACGCUGGCUAUCCACUACGUCCGAAGAAAGUAAUAAAGAAGAAGAGGAAUCUGCUCUGAGUUCAACCGUGGAGGAGUUGAAGAGAGACGUGAACAAAAUCGCUAUUGAAACUUCGUACUCUGAGCCUCCGAGCGAUGAAAAUUUAAUCGAAGCUUUGAUUGAAUUAAAGGAACCGUUAAUGAGACUCAGAAAUGCUAUAUCCAUGUAUCACGAGCCAGUAGACUUGACUACUUUGGAAGGAUUGAGCAGACCCAUGAAGCAGCUUCUGCAAACCGUUAUGGACGUCCUCAGGGAUCAUGCCGGAGAGGAAUCGCUCAGGCCAAUUGUGGACAUUGUGGAAGAGAUUGGAAACCAAAUACCUAUUUCGAUUAAAGAGGCGUUGUACAGAAGAGAACUGAAGCAAAUGGUGAAAUCAAUGACACACGAAGAAGUAGGAACAUCUCAGGAAACUAUUCAGGAUGAAUCCAUUCCGCAGGAAACCACCAUGGCUCAUACCUCUCAAGAAACUAUCCCCGAGAGCACUCUGGAAAGCACCACGAUAUUUCCUGAAACUCAAUUCGCUGAGUCGAUAAUCGAACAAACUACAGUGGAAGAUAUUAGUUCCAAGGUAACGGAGCAAGUAGUUACUACCAUAGAAGAUUCACCAAAAGUAAAAGAGCAGCUUACAGAAGAAAAGAGAAUUGAGCAAGCUAUGGAUCUCAUCGUUUCGCUGUCCAGAACUCUGGAAACCGUUCACCUCGACGUGACUGGCAUUUUGGACGAUUUCGAGCAGCCUACCACUGGAACGACUAUUACACCAAUUUCUUUAUUAGGCAAUUCGUUGGAAGAGCUACGAAAAACGAUUUCCAAUAUGCGAGUCACGACUGAAAGCUAUGCAAAUUCGCAAUAUUCUUAUGAAGAAGUAGUUGGACAAACUGCUUCAGUACUGGAAAAUCUUCAGCAACCCUUGAAUGAUCUUCAAAAGGUUCUCCAGCAAUCGCACCAAUACGGUGCUCAAGAAUUGUAUAUUUUAGAUCACUUAAUCCAGCCCUUGAGCGCAAUCGAGUCAGAAGUAAUCAAUCACACAGUUAAAAAACUGGAAGACUCGGAUCUGAAGAGAAGUUGCGAACCUAUUUUAAAUCUUCUCAGAGAUAUUAAAGAUACUAUUCCAAUUGUUGCGAAAGACAUACACUCUAGGCAAGAGCUGUUAGGAUCCCUUCGUGAAAUUUCAAAACCGUUAGAAAAUAUCCAAGAACGAAUGAAGAUACUCGAAACUCAGGCUGAAGACAUGUUAGAAACCGACGUGGCUAGGAUUUUGGUGAAACCUUUAGAUUACUUGUUGGAUACUAUCACAGCAACUUCUCAAGAAGUUCAGUUAUUGGAUCAAAGGAGAGAUAUUCUUUUCGAGCUUCGCAGCCUCGUCGAGCCUCUGGUAGAAUUCCUCAGCAGUCUUUCAGUGGUUCAAAGCAGCCGCAGAAGUUUGGUACCAGAGGUUGCAUUGCUGGACGAACGACGAAGCGUCAUUCUAAAGUCGGUCGAAGGUCUUCAGAAGCAAAGUUCAAGCAUCUUGGAGAAGAUUUCUAAUUUAGAAGGGGCUGCACCGUUCAAAGGAGCACUGAGCAUGCUGCAGAACGCUACAGUUUCUGUUCAAAAGCAAAUUGGGAAGACCGAUUACUCGCGGAAAAGCAGCACCGUUGAAUUCAGUCUUCAAUACAAUCUUUCAUCCUCCUUUAAUCAUUUAAGGAACACGCUUGCUACUGUGGAAGAAAGCGUAGAUAGCCCGAUUCAGGAAGUGAUUUCGAAAUCAUUGGAAGCUUUACAGAAACAAAUUACCCUGUCGCAAACGCACUUCAUGCACAUUUCUAACGAGCAACCGUUUGACGAUGAGGCCAUUGUGGAAGGAUUCCUUUAUCCAACUAAUCAGCUUCAAUCAGCUUUGAAUACGUUGAAGGAAAAAAUAGUUGAAAAGGUGAUACCCUCGGUCUCGGUUCAGUCCGUGGCUGUCCUUCAGGCUUUGGCUACUUCCACGACCGAAUUGGCUUCCUCCUUGUCGCUUCAUCGAGUUCAAUUAAUUCGCGAAGGGGCUUCUGAAGGUUCCUCACUUGUCGAGACUUUGUCUGCGGUGGUAGACAUGUUGCAAAGUGUGAAGGAUUCGAUAACGGCUGUUCAGCAGGUGGCGGUUGUGGAAGAUAAAGUAAAGGAGGUGAAGGGAGAAGAACCAAAGGUUGGAGAACAGAAGGAUGAAGAGCAGAAUGUUUUGACGGAUGUGCCAAUUACUAUCACUCACAUUGAUACUAUCGUUGAUGAGAUUAUCGAAAUCUCGAAAGAGGAAGUAGAGAGUGUGCUGACUGUCGAGAAACUGUCGCCUGAAAAAGAAAUAGAAGGAACAGAAAAAGUGACAAUUGAACAGAAACUUCCAGAGCUGACAGAAAGCGAAAGUCAAGCUGCUUUGACGAAAGAAACUGAGUUGAAGGAAGUAGAAUCGGUUGAUAAGAUUAAGGAAGAAAAAAUUGAAGCUUCGGGCGUGAUGAAAGAUGAAAAGGUUGAAGGUCUUGAAAUUGUGACCGAGGAAAAACUGAAAGCUUCGAAAGUGGAAACGCUUGAAGGAAUGAAAGAAGAAAAAGCAGGAAUCCUUGAAGAGAUGAAUGAAGAAAAGGGUGAAACUGUUCAAGCGUUGAGAGAAGGGAAGCUCGAAGCUGAAGCAGUGAAAGAGGAGAAGGUUGACGCGUUUGAAAUGACGAAAAGAAAGGAAGCCAAGGCUGAGCAGGUUGAAGAAAUGGCAAAGGCAGAAGAGAAAGCUAAGGUCCAGUCUCAGAAGAUAGAAGUGUCUGAUAAAGAGGUGUUGGAACAAAAAAUUGAAAUUUUAGAGAAAAAAGAGGAAGUAGAAGUUUCAAAGAAGAAAGAAGAAGUAUUGGAAGAGCAGGCACAAAAACAAGUAACAGUUGAAGAAUUAUCAAGUGAAAAAAUAAAAGAAGUAAAAGACGAGGAAAGCGUUGGAGAAGUAGUUACGAAAAAAGAAAGUGUAGAAGUAGCAUCCGCAAUGGAUCAAGAAAUAAAGGGUGAAUCUUCGGAAAAAGUAGAAGUAAAAAAAAUUGAAGAGCAAGUAGAGUCAUCUCGAAAGGCAGAGAAAGUUGUAAAAGAUGAAGAAAUAAAAGAACAGUCAAUAGAUAUAAUUAAAAAGGAGGAAGGCCAAAAAACUGAAGAACCAACCAAGACGAAAGAAAAACCUGAGGAAGAGGUAGAACCAGAGAAAUCGAAAGAGAGUUUACAAAUAUUAUCAGAAAGAACUGAAGAAUUAGUUAUCAAAGAAGAAACUGCUGAAGCUCUUUCUGAAAAAACUGAAGAAUUAGCAAAGGUAGAGGAAAAAGUAGCAGAAACAGAGAAGAUAAAAGCAACAACAGAAAUGGCAGAAGUUUUAACAGCAGAGGCAGAUAAGACAUUAAAAAAAACGGAGACUGAAUUGGUACAUGAGAAAACAGAUCAAUCAGAAAAGAAAGAACCCGAAGCCGUAGAAAAAAAAGUAGAUCAGAGUGAAAAGGAAAAGCAAGUGAAAGACGAACGGGCAGAAGUAGAAGAAUCUAAAAUACCAGAAGAAUUGACAAAGCAAAGUGAACAAAUACCUGAAAAAAAACUAGAAAUAUCUCAAGAAAUUGAAAGUACAGAAUCAGUACCCGAAAACUUCGAAGAGAUUCUAAGACAGAAAGAAUUUGAAGAAUUAGCAGCAGCAAAGGAAAAAGCAGAAAAGGAAGAAAAGCAAGCUAAGAUAGACUUAGUACAAAAGAUUGCCUCAUCGAUCGUUACCAUAGAACAACCCUUUAAAGAAUUAACCAAUCUCGUAUCCAUAGCUUUAAAAGAACCUCUGCCCUCAAAAUCUGAAGAGGAGAAGCGAAAAAUCCGAGAAUUAACUGCCCUAAUACAAAUCCUCUACGACUUGAAAACCAUCAGCCCAUCGAUUCGAAAAAUAUUAUCAUCUCCGAUUCCAGAAAUGGAAACUCAAUUCCUCCAUUUAGGCUACUCUUUACUGAACGUAGAACAGGCUACAGGAAAAGUUCUUCUACUGACUGAAAAAGAAUUAAUGCCUGCACUGAAAGAAAACGUAAUGAUAUCGUUACAAAUUCUCUUAGAGCCUCUGCAAUCCCUUCAACGUGAAUUAUCUUCCAUCCAACAAACAACCACUCAACUUCCUUCAGAAUAUUUAACACUCUCUACAAAUGUACAAUUUAUAAACGAGAUACUUGGCAAAUUGAUAAACGAGAUACGUAAAACUGCGGAGCUGAAGAUGAAAGUAGUAGAAGAGAUUAAAGUGAUGAGAUCAAGGGAAGAAAGUUUGGAUAUCGAAGAGAGCACUGUCAAGCCUUUGGAGGAACUUGUGGAAGCCCUUAUGAUCUCUCCGGAAGAAGUCAAGCCAAGAGAAGAGUCCAUCGUUGCCUCGAUAGAAUCAACUGAAGUAAUGGAUCAACAGAAAUUAAUUAGUGAUGAGGUAACAAAAUUAGAAACCAGCCUGCUAGAAAAAAUAGUCAAUCCAGUAGAAACUCUUCGUGAAGCGGUUGUACAAAUUGAACAACAAGCCUUGGAACAUGCUGAAACAUUGGAUAUGAAAUCUAAGAAGACAGCUACUGCCGUAUUGAACUCCGUUAUCCAUCCUCUGGAAGAAUUGGAACACUCCUUGAACAUGUCAACUCAGCAACAAAUUGUCCAGACUCCAGAAAUCGCAGAAGAAAUGAGACAGAACGUUCCUCUUCAACAGUCGUUACUUCUGAAUAUUGUUUUAGAGGAACUGAAGACAUCAAUUGCCACACUUCAGGAAGAAUUGGUAUUAGAAUCAGGCGAAGUUCAAAAACCAGAGAAUAAAACUAUGGUGAAGGAAGUGAAGGAAUCCUUAGAGAAUUUGAAGCUUGCUGUUGGUACAGUACAAGAAAUCGCAGCUACUAAAACAGAAAAAGUGGAACGUCUUUCCAGCGAGGAAAAAACACUAGCUGUCGAAACGUUCGUCAAAUCAAUAAAAGAGCUUGGAGAAAAAUGCCUGGCAAUAAUAAGUCAGCCUGCAGUAAUAAAAAAACCUAGUAAAGAUAUCCAGAAUGAGGAAUUGGAACAAAUUUUAGAAGUAAUAACUCAGCCAAUUCAACUGUUACGUGAAAGUAUUGAGACUGAGGAACAGAGAGUUGAAGAAAUACAAAUGUUAGAUGAGACAAGUAAAAACGUAGUAGAAGUCUUGAAGCCUUUGGUACAUCCUCUAGAAGAGCUGGAACAUGCGUUGCAGGCAGUGGUUCAUGAAACCAAUACGUCGGAAGGAGAAAAGAUUUCGGAAAUUAAAGAACAUAUGAAAGGACUGGUACUUACUCCUAUUUUGGAGGAACUACAAAAGUCUAUAGCAGUGAUAGAGGAGCAAGCAGCUUUGCAACCGAAGAAGCUUGAUGUAUCCAGUGUGAAGAGGGAAGCUUCCGUUGCUGAAUUAAUAGACAGUCCAUUAGAGAGCCUGAAAACCGCUGUUGCAGCGAUUCAAACCCUCGAAACGGAAGAAGCUAAAGAAUUAUCGACUGAACAGAAGACAGCAGCUCUGAAAACGUUCGCUAAGGGCGUCGAAGAAAUAGGACAAGUGUUAUCUGUGGUUUCUGGUAAACAGAAACCUAAAAUUAGCCUCCUACAGCAGCCACAAAUAGCUAAGCUUGAAGAAUUCGAGCAGCAAGUACUUGAAGCCAUAGCUAGUCCCAUUCAAGUGUUGCGCGAAACUGUGUCUAAAGUGGACGAACAACAGACUCAAGAGGUUGCGGCUUUAAUGCCAGAAACAAAGGAAGCCGCAACUGUUUUGCAUACUUUGGUGGAACCCUUGGAACAAUUAGAGAAAUCCUUAUCUGUAGCUGUUGAACAGAUCAGUACUGUCAAAGAAGGAUCUACUGGAGAUUUAGGGGACGUUCAAUCCUCAGUGAAAUUAAAUGUUGAACCAGUACUGGAAGAGUUACAGAAGUCCAUUGCUGUGAUUCAGGAACAAGUUUUGUUUGAUUCUUCCAAAGAGAAAUCAGAAAAACUGGAUACUUCUGUGGCCAAAGUAAUAGAAGAACCAUUGGAACAUUUGAAAUCUUCAGUGGCUGCUGUGCAGGAAAUAAUAUGCCUCCAGACUGAGGAAACAACUGAGUUAUCAAAUGCUGAUAAAACCUCGAUUAUACAGUCGUUCGCAAAGUCUGUCAAAGAAAUCGGUGAGAAAUGCUUGGCGAUUAUUUCUCAGCAACAAGUUGGAGUUGCAUUAGUACCCAAAAAGUUGGAAGAAUCGCAAUUAGAGAUUUUAGAAAUGGCAAUUGGUCCUCUUCAUGUGUUGAGGGAAACGAUCAACAAAAUAGAAGAAGGAAGGCUGCAACAAGUUGAACUUCUCGACUCUACCCAAGUUAAGGAAUCAGAAAAUGCAUUGAAGACUCUAAUAGAACCACUGCGUGAAUUAGAAACUUCUCUAACUUCCACCGUCCAGAAAGCUGUUUCUACUAAAAUUGAAGAAGCUGAAGAGAUGUCUGAGACGCCUGCAGUAUCAACAAAAUUAGAUGUUUCGCCAAUGGUUGAGGAACUCCAAAAGUGCGUGGCUACAGUACAAGAACAAAUUAAAUUGCAAACAGCCACAGCAGAGUCCACUGAGAAAGUUUCCUUGAUGCAGACUGCGGAGAAAUCUUUAGAGGACUUAAAUUCCUCUCUUGCAAUCAUUCAAAGCGUCGUUACUGUCGAAUCCAGUCGCGAAGAAAAGUUGUCGGACACAGAAAAGGUAACAGCGUUGCAAGAGUUUGCCAAAUCGGUGCAACAAUUGGAGGAAUGCUCGGCCGUUGCCAACCAGCAACAAGUUCAAACGAUGGAAACCGCGAAGGAGUUAACAGAAAGUGAAAAACUGGACGUGCGAGCUCUUGAGACGAUUGUCACACCGGUUCAUACGCUGCGCGAAACUCUUACGAAGAUGCAGGAAGAAGUUGCAACAUUAGAGCCAGAAAAUGUGAGUGCAGGAACAUUGACUCCCUUAGUACAUCCUCUUGAAAAAUUGGAGAAAUGUUUAAUAAAUGUUGUUCAACAAGUAAAUGAUCAGAAAAUUGAAACCGUGGAAGAGAUGAAAAAGGAAACACCUCAAACAGUAGUCCUUCAACCAAUUUUGGAAGAAUUGAAAGAGAGUAUUGUUACUAUUCAAGAACAAUUAAUUGUGAGCCCUCAAGCAGCUAAAUUGGAAGUCGUCAAGAACAUAAUUGAGGCAAUUGAAGAAUUGAAGACGACAGCGACUGCUGUUCAACAGGUGGUCGGAAUUUCAGAACAAGCAGAAGAAUUGAAAACUGAAAAAUCUGUCUUGGAAGCUUUUGCUAAAUCGCUAGACCAGUUAGAGGAACGGUGUUCAGCCGUAGCCAGUCAACGGCAAGUAGAACAGAAAUUAGAAGAACAUAAGAAACAACAGGCGAGGGUGGAUGCUGAAACUCUUCAGAAAAUUAGUAGCACCGUUCACGUCCUUCGCGAGUCACUGUCGCAGAUUGAAGAAGGAAGAAUGCAAGAAGCAGGAGAGUUGAAAGUACCAAAGGAACAGAGUGAAUUGAAAUUAAAUGUUCUCAUCGAGCCACUGAACGUGUUGGAGCAAGCCUUGACUAAUGCUGUACAGAAAGGUAAAAUUGUAACUGAAGAAAUCGCAGAGGAACUAAAGCAAACCGACGUUCCUGUAGAGAAACUGAACUUGCAGCCUCUGUUGGAAGAAUUACAAAAGUCUAUUGCUAUAGUUCAACAGCAAGCCAGUGAAACUGUUUCGGUAUUGACAGAGGAUGCUGAAAUCAAUAUAAUGAAGGCAGCUGAGAGAUCCUUGGAAGAAAUGAAACUAUCAGUGGCGGCUGUUCAAGAAAUAGCAAGUGUUAAGCCAGAAGAGAUACAAGCUGGUGAAGAAAAAUCUCGUUUGGAAGCUUUUGCGAGAACAGUAGAAGAAGCUGGGGAGAAGCUGUUGGCCGUCGUGAGGCAGCAGGAAGUGAAGGAAGCCAUGAAGGAGGUUUCACCCAAGAAGAAAGCCGAAGACUUCGUCAAAAGUGUAAUUGAGCCGAUCAGUGAGUUGCAAAAUACAAUAUUAACUAUGGAUAAAGAAACCGAGUUGGUCGGAAAGAAAAAGGAAAAAGAAGCUGUGGUCCUUUUAAGCAUAGUGCAACCCCUUCAAAAACUUGAAGAAUCUUUCGUGUCAGCAAUGAAAGGAGAGGCAGCGAAGUACGAGACCAUCGAGGAGAUUUCGCAAGCAAUUCCAAUUUUGCAAGAAUUGCCUGUGAAGUCUACACUAGAAGAACUUAAUAAAAAUGUUGCAGAGAUCCAAGAGCAACUAGUUCUUGCCAAAGAGACGUUGGCUCUAUCUGGAGACACCGAAGACUUCGCUGUGAUGAAGAAGUUAGAACGAUCUGUAAGCAAUUUGCGAACAUCUAUAGCUGUCGUUCAGCAAUUGACAACCAUAAAAGAACCUGGACAGCAAAUUCUAGACGUUGAGAACACGAGUGCGUUGGAAGCUUUCGGAAAAGCGAUGGGAGAGUUGAAGAAACAGUGUUCAGCAGUUAUUUCAAGGCCUAAAGUGAUUGCAGCAAUUAUAGGAACAGUGCAAUUAGUAAAGCCAAUGAAAACCGAGGUCUCAGAAAGCAUUCUUGUGCCGACUAAAAUUUUGCAAGAAUCCAUUUGCAUUAUUGAAGAGAUCAAGCUCCAAGAAACGGGAAUACUUGAAACACCAGAGACAAAGAAACCUGUAGCGAUGCUAAGCGAGCUGAUAUCUCCCUUGCAACAGUUAGAACAGUCAUUCGUCGCUGCUAUUCAAGGAGAGCAUGUAACUGAACACAUUGCAGAAGCUAUAGAAACCGACAAAGUGUCGUUUGAAAAAAUUAGCCUGAGACCCAUCCUCGAAGAGUUCCAGAAAUCGAUCGCUGCGAUUCAAGAGCAGAUGAUCCUUGAGGAAGGCGUACAGAGUAUGUCUGAAGGGCAGGAUGCUUCUCAGUUGAAGACGAUGGCUCAGACCCUGACUGACUUGAAAACUUCAGUUGCCGCCAUGCAGCAAAUCACUGAACCAGCAACGGAAUUCGCGAACGAAUUAUCGAAAGCCGAAAGCGUCACUGCAUUUGAGACGUUCGCCAAGUCUUUACACGAUCUAGUGGAACGAAUGACGACCAUCGAUCAUCAGCAAAUGAUUAUGGAACCAGCAGCUGAUACCAUAUCGGAGGAUGCAUCAUCGUUGAAGACCUGGGCUGAUAUUUUGGAAGAGUCACACGUUCAGGUGACAGGACCGAUGGUAGUGGAUCAAGGAAGCAUCGAGUCGCCCUCGGAAAUGGCUCUGUCGAUCUCCGAAGAGGAGGUUCACGCGUUACAAGGUUUGGCUAAACCUCUGAACGAGUUGAAAGAAUGCUUGGCAAUUGUUGUGGAAGAAAGGAAGUCUAUGGACGCGAAUGAAAUGGCUCUCUCGUUAUCAGAGAAGGAAGAUCUUUCUCUUUUGGCAACUAUGGCUCAGCCUUUGUUAGAAUUGAAGAACGCGGCCGUGUCCGUGAUCCACGAGCAAACUGCCAUUGAAUCUGCUAAAGAAAGAUCGUUUAGUGAUGAUGAGAGAGAGGAAGCUACUCUCAAUCCGUUGAUCCAGCCUCUCGAAGAGCUUUGCAAUUCAAUUGCGUUAAUUGAAGAUCGUAUGCUGGUUGAGUCAGCAGAGGAUCGACAGGUUGAUGAACUAGCUUUGUUGACAGCCUUAGCUGAGCCUCUAAUGACGCUUCAGAGAAGCAUUUCUGUGCUUGAAGAACGAGUAAUGUCACCGGACGUAGAACCACUACCUGAGGAAUCAACAAAUUGGAUCACGGAGUGUCUGGCAGUUCCUUUACACGAGAUAGAAAAAUCUAUAGCAGAAAUUAAAGAAUGCGUCGUGGUGGAGCCAGGAGUUGCUGAAGAACAGCCAAGAAUCGAGACUCCGGAUUGGUCGGUGAUUGAAAAGUUAGUGCAACCAGUGGAAGUAAUAAAAUCAACGAUCAUUGAAAUAAGGGAAAGCGAAGAAGCUGGAAUGGAAGUCGAGGCUGUGAAGAGUUUAGUGCAACCUUUGACAGAAGUUCACGAGAGUUUUCUGAUACUUAAGGGUAAAACUGAGAUGACUGUAGAGGAAGAAGAAGCCAGCAUCGACGCAAUCGUAGAUUCGUUGUCUAAUCUUGAAAAAAGUAUAUCACUCAUUGAAGAACAAGCUGCUGAACAGAAGUUUUCAAACACAAAGGAGGCAAUAAUUAAAACUCUGACUGAGCCUUUGAUGCACUUAAAGGAGAAGAUAAUGACAGUGGAGGAAUCUCCAAAUGUGUACCUUGAAAACCUAGAGGAACCAUUGAAGGAAUUGCAGUCUGCUGUAGAAAUUAUCUCUGUCACUGAACGCCAGAAGCCAAGACAGAAGAAGGAAACGAUUAUCCCUGUGGAAGAAACUGUAAGAGUGUCGACGAAACUGGUAAACUCCAUCAAGGAAAUAAACGAUUCCAUCGACUCCAUUGAUAAUAAAAUAGAAAGUUACAAAGGAUUAUUGGGUAUCGAAAUUCAAAUAGAGAACGAGGCUCUGAAGACACUGUCCAAAUCCCUUGAAGAAGUUAAAAAAGAAAUUCAGGAUCUGUCACAGAAAACUGAUAUCGACGAAUCGUCGACGGGUUGCUUAAAGAAACUAAGAAAGGCAAUUGACAUUGUUAGACAGCAGUCAGCUGACAAACCAGUGGCUGAACCGUUGCAUUUGGAGACAGCACACGUAAUUGGUAUAUUGAGACCUUUGACAUCAAGCUUGCACGAAUUGGAAGCGACUACUGAGAAAGUGGAAACGUUGUGGAAAGACAGUUUGAAAGGAGAAGGACUUAUUGAGCUGGAAACACCUAUAACGAACCUGAUGAACGAUAUCAAUGUGCUCCGUGAUAAGUUGCUUAAUAUGCAAAUAGUUUGGGAAACUGAUGAAAAACAGAAGAAGAAAAAAGUAUCUAAGAAGCAAAAAGAAACGGAAGAGGAGGAAAUUAAGAAAAAACAAGAGGCUGAAACGAAGAAGCGAGAACAAGAGGAAAAACUGAAACAGCAGGAAGAGGACCGUAAGAAGGAAGAGGAGACUAAGAAAUUACAAGUAGAAGAGGAACUUAAAAGGAAAGAGGAAGCCGAAAAAGCAAAACAGCAAGAGGAGGAAAUUCAAAAGAAGAAAGAAGCUGAGAAAUUGAAGCAAGAAGAGGAGCGUAAGGAAAAAGAGGAAGCAGAAAAAUUGAAACAAGAAGAGGAACGUAAGAAAAAAGAGGAGGCUGAGAAGUUAAAACUAGAGGAGGAACGUAAGAAACAAGAAGAAGCAGAAAAAUUGAAACAAGAAGAGGAACGUAAGAAAAAAGAGGAGGCUGAGAAAUUAAAACUAGAGGAGGAGCGUAAGAAACAAGAAGAAGCAGAAAAAUUGAAACAAGAAGAGGAACGUAAGAAAAAAGAGGAGGCUGAGAAAUUAAAACUAGAGGAGGAACGUAAGAAACAAGAAGAAGCAGAAAAAUUGAAACAAGAAGAGGAACGUAAGAAAAAAGAGGAGGCUGAGAAAUUAAAACUAGAGGAGGAACGUAAGAAACAAGAAGAAGCAGAAAAAUUGAAACAAGAAGAGGAACGUAAGAAAAAAGAGGAGGCUGAGAAAUUAAAACUAGAGGAGGAACGUAAGAAACAAGAAGAAGCAGAAAAAUUGAAACAAGAAGAGGAACGUAAGAAAAAAGAGGAGGCUGAGAAAUUAAAACUAGAGGAGGAACGUAAGAAACAAGAAGAAGCAGAAAAAUUGAAACAAGAAGAGGAACGUAAGAAAAAAGAGGAGGCUGAGAAAUUAAAACUAGAGGAGGAACGUAAGAAACAAGAAGAAGCAGAAAAAUUGAAACAAGAAGAGGAACGUAAGAAAAAAGAGGAGGCUGAGAAAUUAAAACUAGAGGAGGAACGUAAGAAACAAGAAGAAGCAGAAAAAUUGAAACAAGAAGAGGAACGUAAGAAAAAAGAGGAGGCUGAGAAAUUAAAACUAGAGGAGGAACGUAAGAAACAAGAAGAAGCAGAAAAAUUGAAACAAGAAGAGGAACGUAAGAAAAAAGAGGAGGCUGAGAAAUUAAAACUAGAGGAGGAACGUAAGAAACAAGAAGAAGCAGAAAAAUUGAAACAAGAAGAGGAACGUAAGAAAAAAGAGGAGGCUGAGAAAUUAAAACUAGAAGAGGAACGCAAGAAACAGGAGGAAACAGAAAAAUUGAUGCAAGAAGAGGAACUCAAGAAGAAGGAGGAAACCAUCAAAUCAAAACAAGAGGAGAAACGUAAGAAGAAAGAAAAGGCUGAGAAACUGAAACAAGAAGAGGAGGAACGUAAAGCGAAAGAAGAAGCUGAGAAAUUAAAACAAGAGCAGGAACGUAAAAAGAAAGAAGAAUCUGAGAAAUUGAUACAAGAGGAGGAACGUAAGAAGAAAGAAGAAGCUGAGAAAUUGAAACAAGAGGAGGAACGUAAAAAGAAAGAGGAAGCCGAGAAGUUAAAUCAAGAGGAGGCACAUAAGAAGAAACAGGCUGCUGAGAAAUUAAAACAAGAAGAGCGUAAGAAAAAGGAAGAUGCUGAGAAAUUGAGAGCAGAGAAAGAAAAACGCAAGAAGGAAGAGGAAGAUAAGACAUUAAAGGAACAGAAGGAGAAACAAGAAAAAGAAGCUGCUGAGAAGAAAAAACAGGAGGAGGUGGCUCGUAAACAGAAGGAGGAAGAAGAAAAAUUGAGGCAGGAAAAGAUCGAGGAAUCUAGAAAAGCUGAGUCCGAGGCAUUAAAACAAAAAGAGGAGAAAUUACGGAAAAAGAAGGAAGAACGGAAACUGCAGCAGGAGGAAGAUGAACGUAAAGAUCGAGAGGAGGCUGAGAAGCGAAAAUUGGAGCAGGAAGAACGCAAACGAGAAAGAAAGGAGCGUGCAAGGAAGGAAGAAGAAGAGAGGCUGAACCGCGAGGAAGAGGAACGAAAGAAGAAAGAGAAGAGGGCAAAAUUAAAGAAAGAAGAAGAGGAACGUAGAAAAGCUGAAGACGCUGAGAGAUUAAGGAAAGAACAUGAAAGGGAUGAAAUGAGACGAGAAGAAGCUCGACGUCGAAGGGAGGACCAAGAGAAACAGAUUAGACAUGAAGCCGAAAAAGUCAGAAAAACUGAAGAGGAACGACUGAGAAGAGAUGACGAAAUUCGAGAACAUAGAAGACAGGAACGCGAGCAUAGAAGGCACGAAGAGGAAGCUAAAUUACGUAAAGAGGAAGAGGAGCGAACGAAAAGGGAAGACGAACGACGACGAAAAAGGAAGGAGGCCGAGAAGCAAUGGAAAGAAGACGAGGAAGCUAUCAGGAAAAAGGAAACUGAACGUUUAGAGAAGAGACGAGCUGACGAACGUCAAAAGAAAGAAGAAGCAGAACGUUUGAGAAGAGAAGAUGAAGACAAGAGACGUAGGAGAGAAGCCGAGAGGCAACUGAGAAGGGAAGAAUCGGCGCGAGAGAUGAAAGAGGAAGAAGAACGUCUGAGAAGGCGAAACGAGGAGGAAGCGUCUAGAAUUCGCCAACGGAGACAAGAACAAUUACGAGAUGACACUUGGACCAAGUGGCGACAGAGUGAUUCAGAUCACUUAUUCAGAAAAAUGGCGGACGAUGCUCUUCGAAUCGGUAAAACCAAAACCGUUUCAUCUGAUAUGGAUUUCUAUCGGGACAGGCGUGAUAAAUCCUACCGAUACGAUUCCGGUUUUGACUCUGGCCUAUCCAGCACGUCCCGGUCAUACAGCUGGAGAGAUUCUUUAACGUCUUUGACCAAAAAGCGGGUCGACGAUUUUCUCGACUACAGGCUGAGGGACACCUCGAUCGACAGGUACUAUUUCGACACGGGAUCCUAUUAUAGACGACGAAGGAAGAGGGACGACCGAAUGACUCGAGCGAGAUCGAUCAGUUUGCUGAAAUACGACGACUAUUCGACGGGGGAUAGCGAUUCGACUAUCACUGCUGUUAGCAUUAGCAAACCGCCGAGGUACAGCAGGACGAAGACGAUCGCACGAACCGAUUUCGACGACCGUGGAUCGAAUCUAUCCAUCUAUUUGCCUCCUAUUAAGGACGAGCUUAUGCCACGUGUCAAGGGCAAGAAGCCAUCGUUUUGCACGAGGCUGACGAAUAGAACCGUAGGGGUUGGGAUGAGGGUGAGGUUGACCUGUACCGUGCUCGGACACCCGGAGCCAAGGGUGUACUGGAUGAAAGACGGCGAGAAGCUUGAUAUAACGUCGAACAAAUACAAAACUCGAUUCGAUAACGGUAUGGCUUAUUUCGAACUGCAUGAAGCGCACCCCGAUGAUUCCGGACUGUAUACCUGUGUUGCCGAGAAUGUACAUGGAAUCGCGAGCACCGAGUCUGCGUUAAAAGUUUACCCCGAUUUCCAACCAGCACUUUCACCCCCCACUUUCACCAGAUCUAUCAAAGACACUUAUCGACAUUCUGACAAUGAGUUGAUACUGGAGUGUCGAGUACGUGGCAAUCCGAUGCCAAUCAUCUCCUGGUUGAAGGACGGCUGUAUCCUUCAAGGCGAUCGCUUCAAGCAAUGUUACCUGGACGAUGGGAUCUAUCGUUUGGAAAUCGCUGCUCCUAAUUCUUCUGACGGUGGCCGAUACACGUGCAGAGCGAUGAACGAUCUGAGAACCGAGGAGAUACACCACAUAGUUCAAUUUGAUGAACGGGAACGGAAAAUCAUUGGCAAACAUGAGAAACUCUUCGACGAUUAUUUCAAUAUUGAAGCGACCAGGAAGCCGCGUUUCUCCAAUUACUUGACCGACCAUACCGUUCCCACCGGUGGUACCAUCGCCUUGCAAGUCGAAGUUAAAGGGGUACCAGCACCGGAAGUAAGAUGGUUCCGCGGCGAGCGACGAGAACCGGUGUCAGUUCCAAAGGCGAAAACUUUCACAGAAUCGGGUGUUCAUACUUUGGUUCUACCGGAGGUUACCGAAUCUGAGAAAGGCACGUACAUCUGUAGGGCAAUUAACGCCUUCGGUCACGCUGACACUGUCGCUAACAUCGAGGUAAUAUCGCCGAGCGCGACCGACGGUGGAAAACCGGCGAUGUUCGUCUCGAGACCCGUGGAUAAAUCAAUCACCGUCACCACUGACGAAGAUGUCAGUGUUUCUUUCAGAUUUUCUGGUACUCCGAAACCUCGAGUUAUAUGGAUGAAAGGGUUAACUGAUAUCACGGACGGUCCCCGAUCUUACAAGGAAACUGUCAACGACUACGUGAGACUGACGUUGAAGAGAGUGACAUCCUCCGACGAAGGCACCUAUUGCAUUCUACUUAAAAACAGAUACGGCUGUGAUCGAAGUUUCUUCUCUAUUAAGGUGAAACAACGUGCCAGAUCGUUGACACCUGAUUGGAGUACUCUGAGCAGCCGUACUGAAACCGGAAGUCUUCUCGGUUUGUCCAGCGACAGUCGCGACGACGAAUAUUCUCACAUCAGGAUCCGUCGAGGAUAACAUCUUGUAAAGGAACAUCUAUACUCCCCUCUAUAAACGCAAGGAAAUGAAUGGGUUUUCAACAAUGUUGGAAGUAGAGCAGCCAGUAAAUCAAAUUUCAUCCAAAAUUUUGUUAUCCUUCGAGUAAAAUUAUAAACAUUUGUAGUUCACGAACAUUUGUACCCGACGCUGGAUUAACGCCAAGUGUGACAUUUCCUUGAUCAAACCUUUCAAAUAUACGGCGUGCCACGUAUAAUAGCAAACGUGACGCUCGCGUCAAUUAAAACCCAAAAGAAACCCUAGUGAUUAAAUACGUACACUUGUUAGCGAGCAAUGGAAUCACCGAUGUUGGAAGAGAAUCCGGAUUCUCGAAUUAGAACCGUCCCGUGGUUUGUCAAAAAUUAAUUUUACUCGACAAUUAACAUUUCUGAUUCGCACUGUGAAGAUCUUAUCAAUUAAUUAUUAUGU
Molecule: messenger RNA, 21733 nt
Organism: Ceratina calcarata
Lineage: Eukaryota; Metazoa; Arthropoda; Insecta; Hymenoptera; Apidae
Product: titin homolog
Exons: 20
Coding region: 248-21286 (7012 amino acids)
Biological process (GO): homophilic cell-cell adhesion
Cellular component (GO): plasma membrane
Source: RefSeq, a predicted model, not a curated record